CUCCCGUUUUGCCAAACUGAAUGGAAAACAGAGCAGCGAUGCAUCUCGACACAAAGGACCAGGAACAAACUUUUGCAGGCAGGAAGUGUAAACAUUUCAAUGUUUGCUGUGGUCAAAACCACUGAAGAUGUCUGAGCUUUGUGUAAAAGGGAAGGAAGAACAGACAGGCUGUACUCAGGAGGAGAAGCAGAGCGACAGUGUCCGUGCUGGAUGUGAAGAUGGGGCACACUUUGCUCUGUGUGCUGGGGUUAUUCUUGCUGAAUACACUCCUCUACGGACACGCUGAAGUUCACAACAGGGCCGUUGUGACUCUCCAACCCAACUGGACUCAGAUCUUCAGUGGUGAGAAGUUCACUGUCAGAUGUGAGAUCCAGGGAGGAGGAGACACUAAAUGGACGUAUGAAUGGACACCAGCCAAAUUAAACAGACCUCCAACAGACAAUGAAUACAGGAUCAUCAGAGCUACUGAGUCCCACAGUGGAGACUACAGCUGUAAGGGUAGAAGAGACUCAUAUUCCUCAACAGAGUGGAGUGAUGUCAUCACACUGACGGUAUCAUCUCAGAGACCAAAGGCUGAACUGAGAGCUGACAGGAGAGACUUUCCAGCAGGGGGCAGUGUGACCCUGAGCUGCUCUGUGAACCCGUCAUCUGGUUGGAAAUACUUCUGGUACAGAGGAGAGAAAACCUCUGAACCUCUGAACACACAAGAUGCUGUCUUCAUCUCAGAUGGACAAAUCAGUGUCUCACAGGGAGGACUCUACUGGUGCAGAGGAGGAAGAGGAGACCCAGUUUACUACACAGAGGACAGUGAUCCAGUCAGCAUCGAUAAAAUUAUCACAAACAGGGCUGUUGUGACUCUGCAACCAAACUGGUCUGAAAUAUACUCAGGAGAGACGAUCAGUCUGAGAUGUGAGAUCAAGGACGGAGGAGACACUGAGUGGGAGUACGAGUGGGAAACAACCAGCUCAUACAAACCUUUAAACGACAGUGAAUACAGGAUUAGAUAUGCUUACUCAUCCCACAGUGGAGACUACAGGUGUAAGGGCAGAAUGAAAAGUGCACAGCAGUCUUCAACAGACUGGAGUGAUCCUGUCAAAUUAACAGUAUCAGACAAUAGACCCCAGUCUGUCCUCACUGUGUCUCCAUCCUGGCUGAGUCCUGGAGCCUCAGUAACUCUGAGCUGCAGAGUUAAAGAUCCAUCUGCAGGAUGGAGGUUCUUCUGGUUUAAGGCUGUUCCCAAACUAUCAGGCAACUACUCCUACGACCAAGAGCUGCUACCUGGCAGCAGCAACGGGACUGAACAGGAUUCCUACAUCGUUCAUGGACAGACACACACAGCAGGAUAUAAGUGCAGAGCUGGAAGAGGAGAUCCAGUGUAUUACACUUCUUACAGUGAACCAAAGUUUGUCUGGUCUGCAGAUUUUCAUUCAUCAGCGUCUCUCACAGUGAGUCCUGACAGAGUGCAACACUUCACCUCUGACUGUGUCUCACUGAGCUGUGAGGGAAACUCUACUGAGUGGAGAGUGAGGAGGUUUACUGAGGACGACUACCCGUCAUACUCAUCACACUGCUCUUACUGGGGCACAAUGACUGGAUCCACAUGCAGCAUAAACAGUUACCAGCAGAGUGAUGCAGUGUACUGGUGUGAGUCUGGAUCAGGAGAGUUCAGCAACGCAGUCAACAUCACUAAACAGAAUGAACAUAUUAUCCUGGUGAGCCCUGUCCGUCCUGUGACUGAGGGAGAUCCUGUUAGUCUCAGCUGCAAGUUCAGGACAGAAAUAGUUUCAGAUGUGUUUUUCUAUCGAAACAAACUGAUUCAAAAUGAUAGCAGAAGGGAGCUGAACAUCUCUGCAGUGUUGAAGUCAGAUGAGGGUUUCUACAAGUGUCAACACUCAGGAGAAGAGUCAGCACAGAGCUGGAUGUCAGUUAAAGUGUCCAGACCUGAAAGCUCUUCAGUUCCUGUACCGUUGAUUGUUGGGCUGGUUUGUGGAAUCGUACUUAUUCUUCUUCUGCUCCUUUUGUAUCGCUACAGACCGUCCAAAGAUUCCUGCUCCAUCAGGCCAAUCCAGUCUGAGAGCACUAAUCGAGGCCCUGACACAGUUUAUGUGGUCGACCAGAAUGAGGCUCAACGUGACGAAUACUCCACCCUUCUCCAUGGUGAUGUUUGUCUCUAUGAAACAAUCAAAGGCUCCAAAGAAAAUGAAAAUGGUGAUGAUGCUCGUCUCUAUGAAACAAUCAAAGGAUCCAAAGACACUAAAAAUGAUGCAGAUGAAUCCCAGGAUGAAGAUGUUCUUUGACUGAACUUAAAAACACUGGGAAGAAAGGGAACAACAUGAACCAGAGGAGAGCUCUGUUUACUCUGAGGUGAAGAUAGGAACCCCGAGUACAGUCAGUUACAACAGGCAUGCUCAGAGUUUGGAUUAACAUGUGUCAGAUCACCACA
Molecule: messenger RNA, 2443 nt
Organism: Micropterus salmoides (largemouth bass)
Lineage: Eukaryota; Metazoa; Chordata; Actinopteri; Centrarchiformes; Centrarchidae
Product: obscurin-like
Biological process (GO): cell surface receptor signaling pathway
Molecular function (GO): transmembrane signaling receptor activity
Source: RefSeq, a predicted model, not a curated record